Molecule: messenger RNA, 932 nt
Organism: Conger conger (European conger)
Lineage: Eukaryota; Metazoa; Chordata; Actinopteri; Anguilliformes; Congridae
Gene: figla
Product: folliculogenesis specific bHLH transcription factor
Exons: 5
Coding region: 240-791 (183 amino acids)
Biological process (GO): regulation of transcription by RNA polymerase II; developmental process
Molecular function (GO): RNA polymerase II transcription regulatory region sequence-specific DNA binding; DNA-binding transcription factor activity, RNA polymerase II-specific; protein dimerization activity
Source: RefSeq, a predicted model, not a curated record
CCGACAGGUGCACAGGUGUUUGGGUUUGAUUAAGUCAUUAAGUGAUCAAGCUGGCGCGUGGACGACAAGGAGGGCUGAUAUAUUCAUCCCUUUUAAACUUUGUUUAACCGACGGCGAGUCGGUAUUUUUGUCUUUCACCAUUAGCGUGGCCAAUUAUCUAUACGAUCGAGCCCCAAUUCAUUUGUUUAUACACAUGAUUAAGAAGACAUUUUAUUUAUUAAACUGUAGUAACUUCAGUCAUGGCGAGCAGUAAGGCGAAUGGACUAAUGAUUGCGCCGGAGAGCGAACUGAUGGGCGACGUAUUCGCGCGCGUGCAUGGAGGGAUAUCGCUCCCAAUGUACGCCAAUAUUGCCAAGUUUCGACGGGGAAACGACGGGCUGUACAUAGAUACAGAGAACUGGGACGAAGUUCUGAGGAGAAGGCAGAUGGUCAACGCUAAAGAACGCCUGCGAAUCAGGAACCUGAACAGCAUGUUCUCCAGGCUGAAGCGCAUGGUGCCGCUGGUGCGCCGCGACCGCAAGCCCAGCAAGGUGGACACGCUCCGGGCCGCCACGGAGUACAUCCGCCUGCUGCUGGCCGUGCUGCAGGACUCCCCCACUGGCAGCAUGCUGGAGGCCGUGCCGGAGAUGGCGGAGGGAAUGGCGCUGGCGGUUCCUGUGGUGUCAGCCGGGCUCGGAGGGGAAGACGGAGGAGACAUGGGGGGUCUGCUGCUGCACCACUGCGUGCUCCCCACUUACCAGUACAUCAUCCAGCUCACCCCCGAACAGGCCCUGAUGUUCCAGCCCACGUAAACAUGGAGGACGGGCUGGCCAAUCACGGUGCACCUUCAGGUGCUGUGGCGCUACCAAAAGGAAAAUUUAUAUUUUUGUUUCAUUUUGUUUAUUGCAAAAAAUGAAUGAACGAAGGAAUAAAAAUGUGCAGUUAUGAGCUUU